AUGGCAUCCUCCGCGUUCGAGCAGAAGCGCCAAGCCUCCUGCGAGGGACUCCUGAAGCGUCUCGUCGCCGCGCACCUCCACACCUACUUGGGCGUGUCUGUGCCUGCUCCAGGCGAGCGCCAAGAGAGGAAAACCGAGGGGGAAGACCAGGAAGCCAAGCCGCGCGCGGGCGACGACGAAGACGCAGCGAACGAAGAGAUCGUCAGAAGAAAUGCAGAAGUCGCUUUCGAGUUCGCGAAGACAAAGUGCACCUUUCACUCCUUCGGGACCAUCAACCCGGCGAGUGUGAAGGACGAGUUUUCCCAACUCCUGCUGUCUCUAGAGGCGCAACACCAAGUCGGCAAGGCCGCCGCGCUCCGCCGAUGUCUCGCCGCCUUCCUCACGCCGCCCUACGAGCCUCUGGUGCGCCACCAGGGUGCGCAUCUGCAUGCGGACCAGCGGCCGACUCCAGCGCAGAAGGCUGGGGCGAAGCGCGACGCACAGGCGCAAGAGAAGGAGGAAGAAGAAAAGAGGUGUGGGAUACUGCGCAUGCUCCUCUCUCUCGCGCAACAUCCCGUCUCCGACGCUCAAGAAGUUUUGGUCUUCGAACUGGAGCGAGACAGGGAGCGUCGGGAGACCCGCCGGACGCUCCUUGAAGAGGCGAGACGCGAGGACGAGCGCGCCGCGGAGGAGGAGCUUGAGGCGCUGCGUCGUGAGCAUCUGGAGGCGUAUCUCGAGGCGUUUUUCGAUUCCUCAGAGUCCUCAGAUGGCGACGAAAGCGUUGACCGAAAGGCCGAAGGCCCUCGCUCGUCUCCCUGGUCCCCUCAGCGGAGACGCUGCGAAGGAAGCGCCGCGGAACUCUCCCCUGAGACUGAAUCACGCCUCGCCGUUCCCUCCUCCCCGAAGGAGCACGCACCUCGAGCCCUCGAGGAGGCAACCGCCGAAACGGAAGUGAACCCGGAAGCUCGUCUCCCUGAGGCGUCUCCAGAGUUGGAGAGAAUCGCGGAGCGGUUUCUGCAUGGGCUCGUGAGUCUUCCGGCCCCGGCGUCUCGGCAAGCGCAGGGAGUCUCUGGAGAGGAUGAAGCAAUCGAACAGAGCGUCGAGAAGGAUCGAGUUGCCUCGCGGCUGCUCUCCACGGAGACGCCUCUCGCUGCCGUGUUGCCGCCUCGUCCGGCUGCGCCUCCCGCUGGUCGCGGGGCCGUGGCGUCGCGCUCUGCCCCGCCCGCUCCCUUACUGUUCACGCCGCGCUCUCGAGAGCCUCCUUUCGGCGACGCGCGAGACGCCGGAUGCGCUACGGAGGCAUGGCUCGUCCAGCACGUGCUUCUCGCGCUCUCCGGUCUCGACGCGGCUCCUGUGUUUCUUCGCUGCAACCAGAACGGCGGGAUCGCCGCCUCUCGCGCCCACCCCUCCGGUUCCUCGAGUCCGUCCUUCUCCCCUCUGGGCGUCGUGCAGCCGAAUCCGCGGCUGCCUGCCGUCGAGCAUCUCUCGCCUGCGGCUGUGACCUCAGCCCUCGGCCUCUUCUCGUUCCCUGCGUCGGCGGUCCUUCUUCUUUCUCGCUUCUCCACCGCGCUCGGGCGCCUGGCCUUCGCGCCGCUCCACUUCGCUCGCCGCGAGGGCGCCUCGCUCUCUCUCCACCACUUCCUCGAGGCGGGCGAAGACGCGCAGCCGAGCCUCCAGGGCGCACGGGCUGCGCGUCCGAGUGCCUGUCUCGACGCCACGAAGCAUGCGAUCGACGCGCUGUUCCUGCACUGGACCGCCCUGCUGUCGGAGCUCCAGCAGGCUCAAACGGCGAGCCUGCACGCCGAGGCCGCGUUCCCGUUCGGCGACCUCUCCGCGGUGGGCGCGCCGGGCGCGCUCGCGGCGUUUCGCCGCUUCGGACCCCUCCCGCCGCUCGGGCGGAACGGCGCGUGUGCGGCGGAGGCAGAUGUGCCGGGCGAGAGACGUUUCGUUUCCCAGCGGCCGCUCACGCUUCUCUCACUUUUCCUGGAGGUGCGGGAGCAUCUCCGGUGUUGGACGAGCCUGGCGGGUGCCGUCGAGAAGGCGCUGCAGGCGCUGUCGUUCCCCCCGUCUGCGGCAAGGAACUCCGCCGCUCCGUUUUCGGAUUCGCAGCCGCGCGGCAUCGCCCCGUGCACUGCCUGGCCUUUCGGAGCAGCCGAGGGCGCCGCGUUCGGCCUCGCGUUCCUCAGCGAGGGCCUCGGGCUGCUGCAGGACGCCGAGAUGGCGCGCGACGGCGUCCUGGAGCGCUUCUGGAACUUCUUUCUCUUCUUUGCGCUCCAUCCUCUGCUCCUCGCUCUCGAUCGGUGCAUGCGCUUCGGCGAAGUCCGCGGCUUUCCGACGGACAUUCGCCUGCUGCUGCAGCGGGCAAACGGCGAGGCGUUCGCGGCGCAGAGCUCGCCCGGCGGCCGCCCGGACGAAAGAGGAGGCGGCGCCGAACCGGACGAGGACGGCGAAGGAAGGCCUCGGAUUCCUGUGUUUCUGCUCGACCUCGUGACUGCGUCACAGCGAACCGGUCAGGCCGUCGCAGCAGUCCGCGAGGUGGAGCGAACGCGGGGGGGACUGUCGUCAGAGCUUUACGGGAAGAUGGAGAAGAAGCGGAACUCCCGAGACGUUCGGACGCAGGCGACGCCGCAGGCGCACUCGCCCGACCGCGGCGAUCUCAGCGACGGCGGAUCGACCCGCGGGUCUUCGAGGGACGACACGCCCGAGGAAGACAUCGACGUGAGCGAAGGGGAGGGCGAGGACAGCGAGGACGACGACGCACAACUCUGGGAGAAACUGGAGCGCGAAAACCCUUCGCUGGUGGCUGCUUCCUUCUUGAAGAAGAUCCGCAACGCAGGCAGGGGGGCCGUCGAAGAGGCCCGACACCCCCGGGCGCCGAGGUCCAGUUGUCUCGUUCAGGACUGUCAGGACGCGUCCCCGACCGGCGAGCAGGCGCGACGGCGACGGGACGAAACCGGCGAGGCAGUCGUGGCGUGUGCGAGCGUCGGAAACGAAACAGUCGACGGAAAGUUGGAAAUGCUCGUCAGGCGGCUGCGUGCCUGGGAGGUCUUCCCGUCGACCUCCGCCUCAGCCACAGAGGAGGCGUUCCGCUCGCCACACAGCCUUGCGUCGCCGACCGCCUGGAACGAGGCUGUCUCGGCGAUGGGUAAGCCGCAUUCACCGGCUCUUCUGCGCGACACGGAGGCGCUGUUUCACGCCCUCCGCCCUUCCUCGCUCUCGGCAGUGCCGCCGACGGUCGCCGCCUCGGUGUGCCUCCUCGACGUUCUCUGCGGGACGUCCCUGGGGCAGCGGCGACAGGCGACGCAGCUAAUAGACGCGCGUCUCGCGAUAAAACGCAUGGACCGCGUGCCGCCGGCCGUCUCGGGCUCUUUGCCGCUUUGCACCAAAGGACCCGUUGAGGGCGUGGCGCGAGGAGGCGAGAAGGAAGACGGAGAGGACGCGACUGUGGACGCGGAGGUGCUGAGACCCGAAGGCGUCACCAGUCUCUUUCUGCAGGCUCGCGUGCGGCCUGCGCUGCUCGCCCUGGCGAGAGAAGAAGAGGAAAACGCCGUUCUCGUCUCGCUCCACUGGACGCACAUUCUCGAGGCCGUGGCUGUGACCCGCGCCAUCGCUCUUCUCCAGGUGAAGAGCGAGAUGCGCCCGCUCUUCCGUCUCUUGUUCUCGCCAGCAGAAGCCCCGCUCGCGCACGUCGAUCCUGUCCAGUUGAACUGCGUCCUCCGGGAUCUCCUGUUAUCCCCCGCCGCUCCGAAAGCUUCGGCAACCCCUGCAAGCAGUCGCGAGGCGCCAGGCCCCGAGAGCAGACGGCUGGGACUCGGAGGCGCUCGCGCGGAAAGGAAAAGCGGAGACUGCGCUGCCUGCUCGUCGGUCUGUUCAAUCCUCCAUCGCUCGCUCUCCCGGGCACUGGGCGCCUUCCUGCGCGAGACGCGUGCGCGCCGAGACAGACAGGAAGAGAACGCGAGAUGCCCGGACUCACCAGGCAGUGAGGAGACAAGGCCGCACGAGGCGCGCGGGAAGAGGGAACGGCGUGACGCGCGUACUGAAGCCAUCUGGAACCGGAUUUUCUCCCUCGAUCGUAUGGACACUGCAGGGCGGGCUCUCGCCCUCAGCCUAACGACAGAAAACCCUCUGCUGUCCACGCCCGCGUCCGGUUCUUUGCAUUCUCGUAGAGGUGAAAGAAGCGAACGAGGCGGGGCAGAUACUCGGAGUCCACGCGUCCGACGCCCGGACGCGGAAGGGACAGAGAUCAACGAAGCGGGCGACCGCCACACGCCGCGUCUCGCGUUUGCGUAUCUGACGCUGCAGUACGCCGGGACGCCGUUUCCAGUGUCUGUACACCCGCGGUACGCCGCUCAGCACCUGCUCAGCGCCGACGUCACUUGCAUGUAUUCGGCCAUCUUUGCAUUUCUUCUCGAGCUGGAGCGCAGCGCAGGCGUGCUUUGCCGGCUGCCUGCGCCUCUCUGUUGGCUAGCUGCGUCGACAGCGAGGCGCGGGACUGGAGACAAUCGACGUGACGAAAGCGACCGCCGCACCUGCGCACAGAGAUGCGAAGACGACCUCGCCGGAGACGAGACGCCGCCGGUCGACGCGCCCACGGUGGAUGGCUUUUUGCAGGCGUUUUCGACGCGCUUUUAUCAAACUGCAGUGAAGCUGCGAGGCGAACUCUGCCAUGUUCUCUUCUCCCUACAACGGCACGUUGCCUUCGUGUGUGGCCAGCACUCUUCCCCAUCUCUCCUUCGCCGGCUUCUUGCCUGUCGCUCGCUCGACGAAAUGACCCAUGCACACUUGCUGGAUCUCCGUCUCCUUCUCGCGCUUCUUCUUGUCCCAGUCCACGGCCCCGCGCUCUCCUCGCCGAUGCCUUCCUCUUCUCCCUCUGCGUCAGCCGACCUCCCGGGUUCCACUGUGUCUUUUCAGUUGAACGAGGCGGUUGCGCCGCAUGUGCUGCUGCUUCUUCGCGCGCCGUGCGAUUUGCAGCGAUUGGUGAGAGAGGCGCAGGCCGCAGUGAACGGGGGCGGUGACGCGGGUCCAGAAGCGCACCGAGACGAAGAGACUCCCGACGACGCUCUGCGGUGGCGAAAAAACAGAGGAAGGCUACCCGCGUGCGGCGCCCGCGCCUCCGCGCCCCGGCACGCAGCAGAGCCUUCGCAACAUCACUCGAUCAAACAAACUGAGGCAGUUUCUCCUUUGCUGCCAGAAACCGAGCGAAGCGAGAGGCAAACCUCCGAGCUCAAGGCGCAGCUCGACGCAUGCAUGCAGUCUCUGGAAGCGCUGCACUUCAACGUCAGGCGGGCUGCGCUGUGUCUCCUGGCGCUCUUGCGCACGGCUGUUUUCUCCUCGCCGACGAUGAUUCUCGAGUCGUGUCCCCUCACAGACAUUGUUGAUCGCGACGUCUUCUCUGUCUCCGCCGUGCUCUUUGGAAAGAUUGCUGCGGAGUGUAUGAGUUCGUCCGAGCCCGCGAGAAGCUCUCAGGAGGCAAGCGUGCGCCCUGUGCAGAAUCCCCCCUUUGAGGGCGGCACGGAAGUCGGCGUGUGCCAAGAGGUAGCCUGUGGUCUGCGCCUUCUUUACUCCAUGCUCGAUUUCAGCAAUUUCUACUCCGCCACAUUGGACGCCCUUGCCUGCGAAGAGUACGAGACACGCGGGGGCUUUCUGGGCCAGUUUUAA
Messenger RNA from Neospora caninum, 5637 nucleotides. RefSeq lists its product as hypothetical. NCBI's taxonomy places the organism in Eukaryota, Apicomplexa, Conoidasida, Eucoccidiorida, Sarcocystidae. The transcript is spliced from 6 exons. The coding region runs from base 1 to 5637 and encodes 1878 amino acids. The record is from RefSeq and is a predicted model, not a curated record.